ACCAUUAGGAGGGGAUUUAUCAUGAUUUCAAGUCCAGUAGAGUAGUGGGAAUGAUGAGAUAUAUGGUGUGAGGCAUCCUGAGCUGCUAUCAAUCAAUUACAAUUUCUUGAGGCACUCAAUCAAUAGCUAUUGGGGAAAACCCAAAAAAUGGUGUAGAGUGAAAAGGCAAAAAAAAAUGGUGUACAUUCUUUAACAAAUGGUGGGAAUGGAACUCAGAUCAUUACACUCACAAGUGGAACAGCAGCAAAUAGUUUUAGUAUUAGUAUUAGCACAAGACGGUGGAUUCAACUUGUUCUUUCUUCUUCAGACCUUGAAUACCCACUGUUUCGAUCCUUGCAGAUUGUUGAAAAUUUUCAAUUUCGAGCUUCCCCAAAUCUACCCACUUGGAUUUUUUGGGUCUGUUUUUGCAAUGAAUGGACUAGAGAUGAGAGGAUUCAGAGGCCCAAUGAAGCUGAUAAAUGAGGGCUCUGUUUCGGUUUCUGUUUCCGUGCCUGAACCAGCUAGGCCUCCAUGGACUGCAAUGUUUGCUGAUAACAGAAGUCAUAGACUUAAAUCUGAGCAGUUUUUGUCAUUUCCUGAUGAUUUAUAUGUGCAUCCCAGGCUUCCUGAUUUUCAAGCCCUCAAUUUUCCAUAUUCCUAUGGUGGUGGAAGGACAAAUCAUAACAAUAAUCAGAACAAUCAGUUUGGGGAUGUUUCUGAAAUAUGUGAGCAAAUGAGACUGUAUUCAUCGCAUUUGAAUGGGGGAGGUUCAUUGGUUUUAGAUAGUGCAAGAGGAGAGCUGGUGAAUGCUUCAAAAAUGAUGACUCCUAAAGAAAUAUUGGAAGCCAAGGCAGUGGCAGCUUCCAAGAGCCACAGUGAAGCGGAACGAAGAAGAAGAGAGAGAAUCAAUUCUCAUUUGGCUACCCUCAGAACGCUUCUCCCCAGUACUACUAAGACAGACAAAGCUUCACUCCUUGCAGAGGUGAUUGAUCAUGUAAAAGACUUAAAGAGGCGCGCCUCAGAAAUUGCCAAGGGAAAUCCUGUGCCAACAGAUGUGGAUGAACUGAGAGUGGAAGCAGAUGGAGAUGGCAAGAAUAAUGAAGGUAGGAUUCUUAUUAAGGCAUCUCUAUGCUGUGAUGAUAGGCCUGACCUUCUUGCUGAUUUGAACCGCACUCUUCACUCUCUGAGCCUAAAAACUGUUAAGGCAGAGAUUUCUACACUUGGUGGAAGGAUGAAAAAUGUGUUUAUCAUGACAACCACCAACGAGAAAAUCUCUGGGAAAGAUCAGGAAAACCCCUCUGUGAAUUGUGUGCAGGAAGCCCUGAGAGCUGUGAUUGAAAGAGCUGCCUCUAAUGAAUUGUUGGCUUCAAAUAAGAGGCAAAGAAUUAUUUCUUUGGAUCCAACAAACUCUCUUAUUUAAUCCAACCAAAUUGUGGUAUUCUACAAUUGAAAAUUUUGUGAAUAUCUUAAGCCACUGAGGAUUUGUUGACAGUAACAAUGGGUAUGGUAGCAAAUCAUGUUUUCAAGAUCACAAAAUUGUCUUCACCAAUGAAGGAUCUGGUGAUGGUAGGUCGAUAUAUCAGGUCAUAUUUUCAAGGAGAAAAGCAUUUACUGUUGUGAGGGUAUGAGUUUCUUUAUGCCUAGUAGGGCAUAACUUACAUUUUACCUUUUUAAUAUAGGGUUUGGGAGUUUGCAGUGUGCAUUGACCAUGCAGCUUCUGAACAAUAGCUAUAUACCCAUUUUGACUCAUUUCUUCAAUCUCUACAAGAUGAGGUUAAUUUAAGCUCAUCUACAGAUGCUCCAGGAAACAAGUAAUUUUGUAUACCAGCUUAUGUAUAGCAUGAUGGUGAUUAAUGAAUUAGCUACUAUGUUUCUUUGA
Molecule: messenger RNA, 1858 nt
Organism: Cryptomeria japonica (Japanese cedar)
Lineage: Eukaryota; Viridiplantae; Streptophyta; Pinopsida; Cupressales; Cupressaceae
Product: transcription factor bHLH30
Exons: 2
Coding region: 197-1399 (400 amino acids)
Biological process (GO): regulation of DNA-templated transcription
Molecular function (GO): DNA-binding transcription factor activity; protein dimerization activity
Source: RefSeq, a predicted model, not a curated record